AUGAGGAGUCUGGCGCUGCUGCUGGGGGUGAAAGCCGCGUGCAUCCUGCUGGUGUCUUCGCUCUCAGGCACGGGGGCCGUGAACAACAGCGGCCGGUGGUGGGGUAUUGUCAAUGUGGCCUCCUCAUCCAACCUCCUCACCAAUUCCAAGAACGUGCAGUUGGUCCUGGAUCCAAGCCUGGCCCUGCUGAGUCGUCGCCAGCGACGGCUGAUUCGCCAGAAUCCUGGCAUCUUGCAUGCCAUCGCUGCUGGGCUGCACACCGCCAUAAAGGAGUGCAAGUGGCAGUUCCGCAACCGCCGCUGGAACUGCCCGACCACCCAAAGCCCGGCAGUUUUUGGCAAAAUCCUCAAUCGUGGUUGCCGAGAGACAGCGUUUAUAUUCGCAAUUACCAGCGCCGGGGUGACCCAUGCUGUGGCCCGCUCAUGCUCAGAAGGAGCAAUUGAAUCGUGCACAUGCGAUUACCGCCGCCGAGGUCCUGGAGGGCCGGACUGGCACUGGGGGGGCUGCAGUGACAAUGUGGACUUUGGCCGGGUGUUCAGUCAGGAGUUCGUGGACUCCAGCGAGAGAGGCCGAGAUCUGCGCUACCUCACCAACCUACACAAUAACGAAGCUGGAAGAAUGACUGUGUCUUCGGAGAUGCGUCAGGAGUGUAAGUGCCAUGGCAUGUCAGGCUCCUGCACUGUGCGUACCUGUUGGAUGCGCCUGCCCAGCUUCCGCACAGUGGGGGACUUCCUCAAAGACCGCUUUGACGGAGCGUCCAGAGUCAUUUACGCCAACAAGGGAAGCAAUCGGGCCUCUCAUCGGGCUGACCCCCGCCACCUGGAACCUGAAAACCCAGCUCACAAACCCCCCUCUGCCAUGGACUUGGUCUAUUUUGAGAAAUCACCAAAUUUCUGCUCCCGCAAUGGAAAAACUGGCACUUUGGGAACCUCUGGUAGAACAUGCAACAGCUCAUCUCCGGGCCUGGAUGGGUGUGAGCUGCUGUGCUGCGGACGUGGGUUUAAGACCCGGACUGAGACUGUGACCGAGCGUUGCAACUGCACCUUCCACUGGUGCUGCCAUGUCAGCUGCUUGAACUGCACCAGCACACGGACGUUACACCAGUGUCUAUGA
Molecule: messenger RNA, 1113 nt
Organism: Pleuronectes platessa (European plaice)
Lineage: Eukaryota; Metazoa; Chordata; Actinopteri; Pleuronectiformes; Pleuronectidae
Gene: wnt1
Product: wingless-type MMTV integration site family, member 1
Exons: 4
Coding region: 1-1113 (370 amino acids)
Biological process (GO): cell fate commitment; neuron differentiation; canonical Wnt signaling pathway
Cellular component (GO): extracellular region
Molecular function (GO): frizzled binding; cytokine activity
Source: RefSeq, a predicted model, not a curated record